This is a messenger RNA of Vicugna pacos (alpaca), 5380 nucleotides long. Lineage: Eukaryota; Metazoa; Chordata; Mammalia; Artiodactyla; Camelidae. The record is from RefSeq and is a predicted model, not a curated record.
GUCUGCAGGAUGUAAAGAAUUCGAAGCGACGUUGUGCCUGAGGAUUUUUACUUUCAUUUUCGGGGAGAGGGGAGGGUGAACAAAAGAGUGACACCGAGAUAGGCUUCUAAAAGUUUACCAAAUGCUGCUCGGAGGAAGAGCAGACGAGCAGAGUGGCAAUAAUAUUUAGGUACAGGAAGGUCGACUCCUGUACAAGAUUACAUGACUGGCAGGAGUCUGCUCGGAGGACGGAGGUCCCGAGGUAAUGCAGACACCUCGAGCUCAGCUGGCACCUGGGCUGGGCAAGAGUGUUUAGUGGCUUGAACCCAUGGAAGCUGGCUGUGGUUGCCAGGCUCUCAGGCGACCUCCCUUUCCGCACAGUUUCCUGUAACUGCAGAAUAUCUUAGGGACUGUGGUUUGUGGAGUUUCCUUCCGGGCCUCAAUAGUCCUCACUCCACCCUAUGGUCUCCGGGAUAAUACUGUCUCUGUACUAUUGCGCCACUCUUUCAGCCCUUGGACCCAGGGACCUUGAACAAACAUGAGGCCUAGGGUCAUGUGGAGUGGCCCAGGGUUCUAAGUCCAGGCCCAGGCUUAUAUGGAGUGGUUCUUAUUCUUGGCAACCAGUGGAAUGAGAUGUGGAAGGUACCAGAUCAAACAUAGGUACCAGAAUGCGCAAAGGCCUGGAGAGGAGGCUGAGCUGGUUCAGGGACCUGCGGGUAUCUUUUCUUUUUCGUGGAAACUGGGAGCAGUGAGUGGAGCAGGAGUCAGGUCUGGAACAACUUUGGGAAAAUUGAGUGUCCCUUCUGGAGGUGAUGGGAGCAAUGAAAAAUCUGGAGCAGUGGAGACAGGUGAUCUGACUCCGGUGUUAUCAGGCUCCCUGUGGGUGCAGCAUGGAGAAUAGCAUUGGCGUGAGGGAGGUGGUGGGGAGACCAUGAAAGAGGCUACUGCUGUGGUCUGGGUGAGUGUGUUGGUAGUUUGACCAAGGUGGUGGCUGUGGAGGUGGGAGAAGUGGCUGGUUUGGUGUGUUAGGUAUAGAAACCUGAAUUUUCUAAUUCUGAGGUUGAGAGAACGGUAGGAGUCAGGGAUAAGUGAAGGUUUGGUUUUAGCUUCUGGAAGGAUGGAAGCUCCAUCAGGUGAGACAGGGAAGUCCACAGUAAGAGUAAUUUUCUUUGGGGAUAUCAGAAGUUUUAUAUUUGGCCUCUUAAGGAUAUGAGAUCUUUCAGAGAGCAGUUUUUGGGCAUCUAGUACUCUGAGGAGGAGUUCGGGAUGGAGACUUAUCCAAAGGGCAAUGGAGAGAGUGUGGCCCAGGGAGGAGCUUCUUAUUUCUUUUUUUAAUGGAGGUACUGGGGAUUGAACCCAGGACCUUGCACAUGCUAAGUGUGUGCUCUACCUUGGAGCUAUACACCCCACCUCCUGUAGAUCACUUUAGUGUGGGGAAUCCAGGUCAGGAUGAUAAUGAUUAAUAGUAGCCCAGGACGAUGAGGGUAGGCCUGAGGACUAGGUUUCCUGCUUGGGCCCCUGGCUGUGGGAGGUGGGUGUCAUAACACAGGUGAGAGAAGUGGUCGUGGGGAGGAUGGGGAAGGUUAUAGUUUGGCAUGUGGGCAAGGCCUCUGAGGGAUCGGUGGACAUAAGAUGGUUGUGGAGGCAUCAUCAGGAGGAAUUCAACAAGCUGGUGCUUAAUCGCUGCUCUACAGACUGACCAGGAUUUUGUUGUAACCCUUGGUGGGACCUGGGAUGUUGUAGUCAGGCUGGUGGAUUAGCUUGGAGAUGUAUGUGGUCAUCUGGGAGACUCACAGAUGAGGUAGAGGGCCAGGCACUGGGCCUUGAAUGGGGGUUAGGAGAAGAGAGGAAAGCUGUGACUGGUCAGGAUUCAUCAAAUGCAGCACAACUGGCAGAGGGCCAUGGGUACCUGAGAUCUGAUAUGGUUCUGGGUAGGUGAGGUUGAAGCAGGGAAGGAGGCCUUCAUGGCAGGACUCAGGGCUGCCUUUGUUAAUGGGGAUCAUCAGCAUCUCGGGUAGUAUUUGAUCCUAUUUGACUUUGCCAAGCAUUCUGUGGACCGUUUGUGCUUGGUAAUGAUUAGGGAAGCUAAGGAGGUGAUUAUGGUGUAGGGCAGGAGGAGCUGUGGCUGGGUAAGACCGUCACACCCAUCUUAGUGUCCUGAGAUGAUGUCCUGCUUUUCCUUUUUUCCCUCAGUUCACUUUGUCUUUCCCUCAGCUGGACCAUGGGCUCUGCUACCCUCCUUCUCUUUCUUGUCAGACGUGCUGUGGGUGCCAUCAUGGAACUGUGUGUAGUGCCCUGAGCAGUGGAUUCCCCAGGCAGCCCUAGCCCAGCUGCCUCUGAAAGUGCAGAAUGAUUUGGGAGUCAGGAGUCUUGCAGGCAGCUCAGUGAAUCCCACCUGGCUUGCCCUCUCCCUGCUGGAGUGACUGUCCAGAUCCGUGGCCUCCAGGGCUUCUUUCUCUCGCUAACAGUUCUGUGUGACUGCCUGUGCCAGGCCGUGGUCAUUACGUACAUGAACUCUGGGCAGUCCUUGUACGGCGUUCUUCAGUUGUGUGUAAUGUUUUCUUUCCUGACUGCUGUCAUAUAUUGAGCUGCUCUGGGCCAGUGCUGACCACUCAGCUAUGCCGUCUUUCAUGAAGACUUGUAUCAUUCAGGUUCUGAGUAGUUGCACAAUGGAGGGUGCAGGAAGAACCUUGGUUGUUUCACAGAGUAGACAUGAUGAGAUGGCCUCAGAGAAGAGGAGGCCUGGGCCGGGUGAGUGGCAUCUGAGGGGGGACAUGAUAGCAUGACUAUGUUCAGAUCAUACCAGGAACCUGCCCUGUGUCCAGUAGUGUUUUGGUGCAAGUGCCACUGGUCACACCUCAUUUCUGCCUUUUCCCCAUACUUGACACUUUGCUGCCUUGUCCUUGCAUUGGUGCCUUCCAGCUCCUGGCUGCCUUAACCUUUGUGGCCUCUGUGGGUCACCUGUUCCUCUGCACUGCAACACCUGCAGUAUUGACCUGCACAUGUGUCAUGAGGUGUGCACAUAUCCCUAAGUAGUCCCUGGACACCAGCUACUUGGUUCCAGUGGAAAUUUACCAGAGCAGGACAUAACCAGCUUUCCUCACAGCAUGCCCACAUCACACCUUAGAUGAAGGCUGUUGGCAGAGGGAUGAGUUAGACACCUUGCCUCUGCUCCAUGUGGUGCACCCAAUCCUUGGGCCCUUGGUCUGGUGAGGUCUCCCCUAUUCUGUGAUCUUCAUAGGCCUGCCCUCUGCUGCCAGGCAGCCACUUCAGCCUGCUCCAGCCCCCUUGUUCUUAGAACAAACUCAAGGAACAAACUCAUUCCUUGUUGUGUCUGAUGCACCUUUGUAAUGGGGCUUGCCUCUCCCAUCAGGGUCAACAUGCAUUUCCUCAGCAUUUCUCUGUUUUCAGGUUAUAGACAUGAAACAAGAUGAGGAAACCCCUUCUGGGCAGAGUUUAUCUGUAGAAGGAGAAUCUCACAUCAGGGCGUCUGAGGCAGGUCCACCCACCCAGAAGACCCACCCCUGUGAGAUAUGCAUCCCAGUCUUCAAAGAUAUUUUGCACCAAGCUGAGCACGCAACAAUAUACCCUUUGCAGAAACCGUACUUGGGUGUCCCAUGUGUGAGAUGCUUCUGUUUCGCUGCAGACCUUCACCAGCAACAGAAGCAUGACAGUGGAGAGGAGCCCUGGAAGAGAGAUGUGGACAGGUCCUCAUGUGUGAGGAGCUGUAGCUUCUUCAUGUCAGGGAAGCUUUUCACCUGUAGGAGGUCGGGGAGGACUUCUCGGCCAGCUCAGGCCUUCUCCAGUGCCAGGCCAUUCCCAACAGUGAGGAGCCACAGAAUGGCAGUGAGAGUGAGAAGGCCUUUCACAGUGAAGAGUCGUUACAGGCAGGGUGAAUGUGAACUAGUUGCCACCUGCAACCACACACUUGUUCAAGAUCGGAGUGUCUACUCUGAAAAAGAGCUUUACAAGUGUAACAAAAGUAGGAAAGCCUUCAACUGCAACUUCAGACUUGUUCAGCACCAGCAAAUUCAUGCUGGUCAAAGGACAUACGAGUGUAAUGAAUGUGGAAAUUUUUUUAGCUAAACCUCUGACCUUAAACACCAGAGAAUUCACACUGGAGAAAGGACUUAUGAUUGCAAUGAAUGUGGAAAAGUCUUUAUCCACAAAUCCAAACUCAUUCACCAUCAGACACAACAUGCUGGAGGAAUGCAUUAUGAGUGUGGUGAAUGUGGGAAGUCCUUUAGCUACAAAUCCAACCUCACUGAACACCAGCGAGUUGACACUAAAGAAAGACCUUAUGAAUGCAGCGAAUGUGGGAAGUCCUUUAGACAAAUUUUUAACCUUAUUCGACAUGGGAGAAUUCACACUGGAGAAAAGCCUUAUGAGUGUAAUGAUUGUGGGAAAUCUUUUAGCUGCAAAUCCGAACUCAUUCAGCACCAGAGAAUUCUCAGUGGAGAAAGGCCUUAUGUGUGCAGUGAAUGUGGGAAUUGCUUUAGACAGUUCUCCAGCCUCAUUCGACAUCGGAGUGUUCAUGCUGGAGAAAGGCCAUAUGAGUGCACUGUUUGUGAGAGAUCCUUUAGUCGCAAAUUUAUCCUUGUUCAGCAUCAGAGAGUUCACACUGGAGAAAGACCUUGUGAGUGCAGAGAAUUUGGAAAAUCCUUUAUCCGUAAAUCUGACCUCGUUCAACACCAGAGAAUGCAUCCUGGCACAAGACCUUAUGAGUGCAGUUAGUGUGGGAAAUCCUUUAGACAACACUCUGGCCUUAUUCAACAUCAGAGCAUUCAUUCUGGAGAAGAGCCUUAUGAAUGUGGGGAAUGUGGGAGAUCUCUCAGCCAUAGUGCUGUCCUUAUUCAACAUCAGAGAGUUCAUACUGGAGAAAGGCCUUAUGAGUGUAGCAAAUGUGGGAAAUCCUAAAAGUGAAAAUCUAACCUCUUUAGACACCAGAAAAUUCACACUGGAGAAAAGCCUUAAGUAUGCAGAGGUGGUUUUAUUUCCUCACUCAGUAUAACAGCACUUGGGGAGACUGUGAGCCAUUUACCUUUAUUUAACCCACUUUUAUUCAGACUUAGACUGUGCAGGAUUCCUCAUAAGCUUCAGUUAUGUGUGAGGCUUUAGGUGUGUUGCACUUUCUACCUGCCCAGAGCUGCUGCUAGAUUUAUGUCACUGCUAGUUUCUGUACUGGAGCCAUUUCACCUCUACUGCCUGACACACCUACGCAGUGUGCAUCAGUCACCACACGAACACGGAGGGAAGCUGACCUCCGUGUUCUCCCUUUUGCUUGGGGGAAUUAUGAAUAGCCCAGGCCCUCAGCAGCAUCCUCAUUCCUUUCUUUUCAUUUUUUUUUAAACUUUUUUUAUAUAAACUUUUUUUAUUGAGUAAUAGUCAUUUUGUAAUGUGU